AUGCCUCCAGAGCGCAAGGGCAUCGACGACCUCCCGGACGAAGUCCUCCAGUACGUGCGUGCUGUCCCGCCGCUGGCGCAACCUCUGGAAAUCGGCUCCAGGUCUGCGCAUCCUCGCCUCCAAGGGCAAGUUCUUGGGAUCGGUGGAAAAGCUCUGCAACUUCUUGGACUCUCUGCUGUUCAGGUCCUCAGCCUCUAUGCACAUGACUCUGGGAGGAUUGACGGACGUCACGGACACACAGUUUGCCUGUACAAGAUACCACAUCUCAACUCCCAGCACCUGACGAGGCUAGAGCAUCUAAAAUUUGAGAACUGUUUUUUCGGAUCAUAUGGUUUUAAGCUGGGUGAUUCCCGCACUCACAUUUGUGCCCCGAAUCUGGUUUCACUACAUCUAGAUGAAACUUGGGGGUGGACGAUUCCCAUGCUUGAGAGCAUGCCGUCAUUAGUGAAGGCAUUUGUUAGAAUAUGCAUGGUUCCAGGGGACAGCUGUGGCCUAAUGGGCAAUUGUACUUGUGAGUUCUGUGACAAUUCUUACAGUAUUGGUGAUGGCACUGGCAGUAAUGGCUGUGUGUUACUAAAAGGUUUAUCCGAAGCUAAGGAUUUGACGUUGAUUUCUGCACCCCAACCGUUUAUCUUCAAAAAGGAUUUGAGAUGGUGCCCAACGUUUAAUUUGAGCUUUAACAACCCAGACCAGGAUGAGGAGGAAGGACAUGUUUGA
Molecule: messenger RNA, 717 nt
Organism: Miscanthus lutarioriparius
Lineage: Eukaryota; Viridiplantae; Streptophyta; Magnoliopsida; Poales; Poaceae
Source: the annotation of a GenBank genome assembly